AGAGGGAAAAGAAAAGGAUCCUUUCACCGAAGUCCUGUCUCUUUUCGUCCCUCUUCAACAACAAAAACCAUCAAAAGGACUUGUUUGUUUCUCUAUAAACUAAGGCAGAAAUCCUCAUAGUCAUCCACAAAACUAAAGAAAACAUCCCCAAUACAAUGGUGGCUCGCAUUGGCAACAUAAUUUUUGGGGUUCUAAAUUGCUUGUCUAUGAUUACAGGGCUAAUGAUCAUUGGCUGGGUGAUAUAUCUACAUGUUGAAUGGAGUACAGAGUGCUAUAACCUAAUUCACACCCCAUUGUUCAUAACAGGAAUUGUAAUGUUUUUUGUGUCCUUGUUAGGUUUGAUUGGUGCAUGUUUCAGGGCUAACAUCUGCCUAUGGAUUUACAUUAUCUUUAUGAUCCUAUGGGUUUUGGUACUUUUAUUCAGUGCGGGUCGUAUGUUCCUUACAGCACGUUCAAGUUCAGAACAGGCACAUCAAAAUUGGCUAAAGCAUGAUGUUUCACAUGGGAAAUACUGGGCUGCAGUAAAGACUUGUUUAAUUGAUGCAAAUGUUUGCCAGGCAAAAGUUAGUAAAGCAAAGAAUUUACAGGAUUUGCAGCUGGAGAAAACAAGAAACCCUAUACAGGAUGCUUGCUGCAGACCACCAGAGUAUUGUGAAUUUGAAUUCAAGAACGCAACAUUUUGGACACCUCCCAAAGGAGGUGUGAUUAAGCGAGAUGGGAAUUGCAUGGCAUGGAACAAUCAGCCAGAUAUUCUAUGUUUUAAUUGUGAUCGAUGCAAGGAAAUAAUUAUUGAAGAUCUCAGGAAGGAUGCAAGAUACAUGGCCAUCGGCCUCACCUGCGAACUUGGGUUCAUCGUCGUUGUCUGCAUCCUUGGUUGCUGUGUGAGGAUUAACAAUAACAAAAAGUGAGAAAAACAGAGUUUCUUCCAUUUCUUUGGGGGAGGUGUUAAUGGGAGACCUUUUGUUUUUAAUUCGAGAUGCACAUACUUAUCAUUUAAUCAAAUGUUAUGUGCGGAUGACGUGGGAAUAUUAGUUGGUAGGGGAGCAUCAAAGUGGCUCCUAACUUAAGUGUAACAUAUUUGUUGAUUCUUGUUUGCUUUAGAUUUAGAGUAUUUGUUAUGGGCCUGUAGCAGGGCAUUUUCCUAUUUUCUCCA
Theobroma cacao (cacao) is the source of this 1153-nucleotide messenger RNA. The record is from RefSeq and is a predicted model, not a curated record. NCBI's taxonomy places the organism in Eukaryota, Viridiplantae, Streptophyta, Magnoliopsida, Malvales, Malvaceae.